Daldinia childiae is the source of this 1554-nucleotide messenger RNA. RefSeq names its product Platelet-activating factor acetylhydrolase 2, cytoplasmic. Gene Ontology annotation, molecular function: 1-alkyl-2-acetylglycerophosphocholine esterase activity. The coding region runs from base 1 to 1554 and encodes 517 amino acids. The record is from RefSeq and is a predicted model, not a curated record. Lineage: Eukaryota; Fungi; Ascomycota; Sordariomycetes; Xylariales; Hypoxylaceae. The transcript has a single exon.
AUGAAGCCAUUCCCAGAAGUUAAGAGCAACACGCCUCUAAUGAGGUUAAGACUACCCCGUACUCUCCGGUCAAGAUACACAUGGCGAUUAAUAGCCGUAAUCGUCAUUGUUUCUUGUUAUGUAUUCUCUCUACCUCCAUUUCCUCGACCGUUACCUAAUUACAGCGGUCCGUAUCCCGUCGGUGCAGUUGAUAUCGAGACACCCUUAGCAUCACCGCGCAUCAUCGAUACGGCGCGGUUUAAGGAAACAAAAGAGCACGCGUUUGAAGUUGAUACUGUAUUAUUCACGCUAUAUUAUCCAGCAAUCCACCAUGCCACUCAUCGUCAAGCGAAGCAUGACUGGAUUCCAAAACCGAUAUCCGUAACCGCUGAGGGUUACGCCAAGUUUGCGCAUAUUGACAAUUUUAUCAUGAACAAGGUCAUGACAGGAGUACUCAAAGCUCUUGUUGGACACAUUCAAAUUCCAGCUCAGGUUGACGUACCGUUAGCUGACCUUGUAUCCGCGGUGACGGCGAUACCGGAGACCCGGGAUAACAUGAAGGAGAUCGAGAAGGUCAUACAGAUCGGAAAAGGCGGGCAUCCGGUCAUUGUGUUUUCUCACGGCAUGGCAAGUAGUCGCACCGAUUAUACACACUAUGCUGGUGAGCUUGCAUCCCGAGGUUAUGUCGUUGCGCUGCUUGAGCAUAGGGACGGUUCAUGUCCCGGAUCCGUUAUCAUGGAAAGUGGGAAACCGGAUCACAUAAAGCUUACCUUCAACGUUCCGGAAGUAGAGACAUCUAGCGGAAAGGAGUUGACGGUAGACGAAUUCAAACGAGCACAGCUCGACUUUCGAGAGGCGGAGAUCGAGGAAACCGUGAGAGUCCUAAAGUUAAUCAAUGAAGGACAGGGGAAGGAGGUGUUCAAAUCAAAUAUGCGGGAUGAAGGCGUCGAUUUCGUAAACUGGAAAGGCCGUCUCAACACAGACGAUAUGAUAGUCGCAGGCCAUAGCUACGGCGCUACCGGCGCCAUGCAAGCCCUACGAGGCGGUCCCAGCGCGGAGCGUCCAUUCAAAGGCGCCAUUAUCCUAGAUCCGGGCAAGCAGAGCGGCCAGCUAAACGACGACAUCCGGGUACCGGUCCUCGUUAUUCACAGCAACUCGUGGAGCAGCAAGUACAGCCUAUUCUACGGGCGCGCGCACUUCGAUACAGUCCGGGAUAUCGUCGAAAACAACGUGCUGCGCGGAAUGCCGUCGUGGUUCGCAACAUCGCUUGGGACGUCGCAUCCGUCGGUCACGGAUGCGCCGCUGUUGGAGCCGUUGCUGCUUAGUUGGACGACUGGCGCGCGGAUCAACGUGUAUGAGGGGUUGAGGGAGUAUGUGCAUGUAUCUGAAGAUUUUCUAUGGUUCUUGUCUACGGGCGAAGAGCGAGGUUUGCUAAAGGAGAAGCCUGAGUUUCCGCAGUAUGAUGAGGGGAAGGGGUUUGGAGUGUGGAAGCCGGCGCAGGGUGAGAAUGAGAAGACCAUGGGGGCUUGGUUUGACUGGAGGAGGUAUUGGCAGGUUCAUGUUUCGCCAAAUUAA